AUGGCCAGGCCACUCUUGAGCCCACACAGCACAGCCGCCGGCGCUAACGAGUUGAGACUCGAGCUGAGAGACUCGAAUGAACACAAACUGAACUCUGGCUCAUGGGAGGACCAAUUGGCUGAGUCGGAGCAGCAGCAGCAGCAGCCACAGCAACUGAAGCAGCAGCAGCAGUCAGCAGCAGCAGCAGCAGCAACUUCAGCGCUUGUUAGCAAGGCAAGUGUAACGACCGCUCAGCUUCAUAGCGCCUUCAGUCGACGCAUUGCCGAGCAGCAGCAGCAGCAGCAGCAGCAGCAGCAGCUGGAGCAGCAGCAUCGCUUGAGAAGCGACUGCAGCAAAGAAGUCGCCACAAUUGCCGGCGGAAGCUUCAGCAGCGCCAACGGUGGCAAUCAGGCUGCCGUUGGUGUUGGCCUGGGCUUGGGCCUCAGUCACGCACGCGGCGUCGGCGGCAGCAGCAGCAGCAGCAGCAGCGAACGCGAUACAAAGUCUCCCUGUCGUCUCGUUGGCGGCGGCGGCGGCGGCGGCGAAGAGUCGUCGUCAACAGCAGCAGCAGCCAUAGGAACACCAACAGCAGCAGCAGCAACGUCGUCCAGAGCGACGGCGCCCACUGUCAGCCACUCGGACGAGGAAGUGCUGACCGAGGAGGAGCAGAGCAGCAGCAGCGUGAGUUCGCUAAGCGCCGGGAAUCAACGCAAUUCCCAAUUGCGUUCCACAUUCAACAAGGCCAAGCAGCAUUUGUCCUUCGACAAAUGGCGCACGGCCAACUCAUCCACCACAUCCUCAACCACAUCCAAUCCAACGCCACCACAAUUGCUACUCAAUUCGGAUCCGCCAACUAACGCCAACAUGAUAAUGCGACGUGCCAGCGCCUGCAAUGUGCCCAGCCCUGGAUCACAGCAGCAGCAGCAGCAGCAGCAACAGCAGCAGCAGCACCGUGAGGAGAUCACCACGCCAGGUGAGUCGCCCACUGUGGGUCGUCUCUCGCGCUGGUUCAGCAUCAGACGCGCCAGCUCGCAUCUCUACGAUGUGGGCGCUCGCCAGUCCUUCGAUAUGCCCGAUGCGGCGGCAGCCAUGAGCAGCGCCAAGUCCAGCCCAGCUGCCAGCUCCGCCGCCGAUGUGGGCUCACCCCAGAAACUGGCCAAUCUGGGCGCCAGCAAAAUGAUGCCCGAUGUGCCAGAGUAUGAAGAUGAUGAAGGCGCCGUCGCUGGCUCCACUGGCGAUGCCGGCGCAACUGGGCGCUAUGACAUGGACCUGAUGCUGCCCUCGGGCAGUCGCGCCAACGGCUCCGCGCGCGCCGUCAACAGUCGCCUAAUAGUUCCAGCUCUGCCCCCGGCUCCGCCCGGCCUCAGCCAGCAGCAGCUGAAGCGUCGCCAUAUCGUGGCCGCCAUCGUGCACAGCGAGAAUUCGUACGUCGCCACGCUACAACGUCUAGUCAAUGAUUACAAGAAGCCGCUCGAGGAGUGCAGUCCGCCGGUGCUGAACAGCGUCAAGAUCGCGACGCUGUUCCAUUGUCUGCCGGACAUUUUGCAUUCGCACAAACUGUUCCGCAUCUCGUUGGCGGAGUGUGUGCGCAACUGGGAUCGGGAUGAGAAGAUCGGCGAUUGUUUCGUUAGCGCCUUUGGCAAGCCGCAGCUGCUUGAGAUCUAUUCCGGAUUCAUUAACAACUUCUCGGUGGCCAUGGAGCUGGCCAAGAUGGAGGAGAAGCGCAAGUCGGCUCUGGCCGAUUUCUUCAAGGUCAAGCAGAUCAGCGCCCACGAUCGUCUCAGCUUCUUCGGUCUGAUGGUGAAGCCGGUGCAGCGCUUUCCCCAGUUCAUUCUCUUUCUGCAGGAUCUGCUGAAAUACACGCCCCAAGGACAUCACGACCGCAUGUCCCUGCAGCUGGCGCUCUCCCAGCUCGAGCUGCUCGCCGAGCUCCUCAACGAGCGCAAGCGCGAGGCCGAGCAGUACCAGGCCUUCAAGGAGAUGCUCGGUCACAUCAGCGGCACCUUCAACACGCGCGCCCUCAGCAGCGUCGCCAGCGACGCCAGCGGCAAUCGCGCCCGCUAUCUCCUGCGCGAGGACAACGUCACCCACAUGGAGUUCAACCAGGCGGGCUCGAUCAUCAAGUGCAAGCAGCGUCGUCUCCUCCUACUCAACGACAAGGUCAUCUGCGUCUCCGUCGCUCCCAAGCAGUCGCACGACUUUGGCGCCACCGAGAAACUCACCUUCAAAUGGAUGUUCCCAGUCAACGACGUCGAGAUCGUCGACAACAGCACAUCGGCCACGCUCUCGCGCAUUCUCACAGCAGGUCUCAAUCGUGGCGGCAGUCUCAAGUCCAAUGCCAGCAACGGACCAUGCAGCAGCGCCUAUGCCAAUGCAACGCUUGGAGCACAUGGAGGAGCUGGAGGAUCGCCGUUUGGGGGAUUCGGGGACUCGCACUCGUCGCCGGCGGCCCAGCUGACCAAUGGGGCGGACAACUUGUGCAACGAGAUGAGCACACUGAUGUACGACUACGAGGUGAUCUCGCGCAUCCACGACCUGGUGGGCUCGCUCAAGGGCAGCUACAAGGAGCUGAACACGAACACGACGCGCAACGUGCUGAACCUCAUCCAGGGCUCGAUACAGCGCAAGGACGAGGAGAUGGCCUGGGUGGACGCCUGCUGUCUGCAGCUGAUCGGACGCCACAAGAGCGGCAAGGAGGAGACCUUCACAUUCCAGACCCAGACGCCCAAUGUGAAGAAGGAGUGGAUCACCGAACUGCGGCUCGCCCAGCUGGCGCUCGAUCCGAACAACUCGCCCGCCUGGGAGCGCUCCACCAAUGCCACCAGCCAUGCCCAGCAGCAUGCCCAGAUGCAGGCGCUGCAUCUCAGCUCCCAACUCUCCGGCGCAUGUGCUGCGCCCCUGGCGGCGGCGGAGCAGCAGCAGCGCCAGUCGCGCAAGAUGCCGCUUUUCGUCAAGGCGAUGCCCGUCUACAGGUCACAGCAUCAAACCGAGGUGCGCUGUGGUUGCUACUACAGCAUCGCCAACGAUACCAAGCAGAGCGGCAAUGCGCGCCGGCGGCACAAGCAGUUGAACUAUUUGUGGAUGUGCAGCAGCGAUGGGAGCUCCUCGCACAUCACUGUGCUCGCCCAGCAUCCGCAGCAGGCGGGCAAUUUGCGCGAGGCGGGCGCCUUUGAUCUCGUGGAGACGCAGGUGGCGGCGCUGGAGUUUGUCAAGGGCGUGGAUCAGGUGCGCACGCGCGAGGAGCACAGCAGCCUGCUGGGCGAUCUCGUCUGGCUGGGCACCGAGUCGCGCCGCCUGCUCAUCUACUCGGCACGCAAUCCGGAGCAGGAGGAGCAGCUGGGCAGCUAUGCGGUGCCGGGUGCAGUGCAGCGCAUUCUCUAUCACUUCGAUGCCGUCUACGUGGCGCUCUCCAAUGCCAGCGUGCUCAUCUAUCGCCGCGCCCACGACGGCGUCUGGCAGCUGCGCGACCCUCAGCUCGUCGCUCUCGGCGACUCCGGUCUGCCCGUGCCCAGUCUGCUGCCCAUCAACAUGAACAUCUACGCCUCGUGCGCCAAUCGCGUCUACGUGCUCAACGCCCUCAAUGGCGAGCUCCAGCGCAGCUUUGAGGUGCACCACGGCGCCAGUCAGCAGGUCAAUCUCAUGGCCCACUCGGGCAUCGGAUUAUGGAUCUCCCUCAAGCACUCCACCAUGCUCUGUUUGUACCACACCGAGACGUUCAAGCAUCUGCAGGACAUCAACAUCGCCUCCAGCGUGCUGCGCCACGACGCCAAGAAGGAGCAGCCAUUGAACAACAGCUCCGUCUAUGUCACCGCCCUGAUGGCCUGCAAGGGAUUGCUCUGGGUGGGCACAAAUGUCGGCAUUGCCGUCACCAUACCGCUGCCCCGGCUCGAGGGCGUGCCCAUCAUCAGCGGCGGCAUCAAUAUGUCCUGCCACGCCCACUUCGGACCCAUCACCUUCCUGCUGCCGCUCAUCCCCAAGGUCUAUCCGGCGUACAAGCCGCCGGCCAUGCCGCUGGUCCCGAGCAUGGGCGACGACCUGCAGCUGCCGGCCAUUGAUGCCGAUCCCAAGUCGGAUCUGGACGAGACCAGCGGCGUCGUGCUGCGUCGCGAUCUGCCCAAAGAGGAGUCGCCCUCAGCCGCAACGGCGGCCACUCCCAGCGCUGGCGCUGCUGCCUGCUCGCCGCGCAGCUCCAAGCUGGACAAGCAGCACUCGCUGGACCAGAGCUUCACCGCCAAGAUUCGCGCCUCGCUGGCCAACUCGCCGGCGUUCCAUCGCAAGCGUUUCCGCGAUCUGGGCGACGCCUCCUCCGCACGCAUGUCCAAGACGCUGCCGCGUGGCCUCGGCUCCUCCGCAGCAGCCGGCGGCGGCGCCAGUGGCGCUCCAGCCAGUAGCAGCAGCAGCUCCGGCGGACAGGCGUACGGGGAGCACGGCUACUGCGAUGUGUACGGGCUGUAUGGCAAGCUGAUCUUUGUGAAGGAGGACUACGAUGCGGAGGAGGGCACGCAGGGCAACCUCAUGGACAUGAUGUACGAGGGCAUGCGUCGCUCCGAUCCCGAGCUGGCCGCCAUACCCGGCAAGGUGUGCACUCUGGAUCGCCGGCUACGCAUGAAGGCGUCGCGUCCGCGCUCGCUGGAUCUGUCCAACUGGUCGGUGGACUCGAAGUCCUCCAGCCUAUACACCUCCUCGGGCAGCGAGGAGAGCAUGGGCAUUCGCCUCUUUGGGGGACGCAGCGUGUCGAGGAACAGCAGCAGCGCCAGUCACAAAACCUCCGGCACCGGCAGCGAUCUGGGCAACAUCUCCGAGAACGGCCUGAUGACCAUAACGGACCAUAUGCCGCCCAAGGAGGAGCCGCUGCUGCCAGCGCAGCCAGCACUCGAGGCGGAGAAGCAAGCGGCGGCGGCGGCGGCGCCGCCUGCAGCGGUGGCCACGCUGAAGCGCAAGCAGAAGCAAAACUCGAAGCAGCAGCAGCAGGCGAGCGCCGACGGGCCGCGUACAGUGAUCACUCUGAUGGGCGGACGCGGCUACUGGCGCCAUGUGUGGUACAACAGCAGCGCCAGCUCGCCCGGCCACAAGAGCAGCGGCUCCAGCUCUGGCUCCGGCUCCAUCUCUGGCGCCGGCGGCAGCAAUGCGCCCGGCUCGAGUGGCGGCGCCAGCUGCUGCUCCCCGCUCACCGCCAACUCCAACGGGAGCGCACAUAGUGGUCUGGGAGAAGAAGUUAUAAUCGCAGGAGCUCGUGUGCUGCUGCACGCUCCAGCAACAGCCGCACCAGCACCAUCCGCCCUGGACCGAGCUCUGGCGUCGCGCCGUCGGCGGCGAGCAGCGGCGCGGGCGCGUUCGCUUUCGCGGCACCAUCCGGGAUCGGGAGCGCAGCGCCGGACCGCCCAGUGGCAGCAUGCUCAGCGCCAGUUUGAAGCGCCUGACCAAGCUCAAGCGCGGCGGCAGCCUCAAGGAGUUCUAGGCCAAAAUGUAUAUAGAACCAAACGCAGCGAUCUAGCGAACUAAGCUCAAGCCCCAACAGCGUGGCGGCAUUACAUACUCUCGAUCUAUCUAUAUCUCUCUCUAUACAUACAUAUAUAUAUAUAAAUGUUAUAUUCAAACGUUGCGUAUACGCAAUGUCAAACGUAGUUGAAUUUAGAGCCCUCAAAAGCGUAUUGAAUGCUUCUAUUUCUUAUUUGUCGCCUGAUUUACAUAUAUAUAAACAUAUAUAUAUAUAUCUGGUAAAUGUUAAGCUUUAAG
Messenger RNA from Drosophila busckii, 5715 nucleotides. RefSeq lists its product as uncharacterized. The transcript is spliced from 6 exons. Gene Ontology annotation, biological process: actin cytoskeleton organization; positive regulation of stress fiber assembly. Gene Ontology annotation, molecular function: guanyl-nucleotide exchange factor activity. The record is from RefSeq and is a predicted model, not a curated record. NCBI's taxonomy places the organism in Eukaryota, Metazoa, Arthropoda, Insecta, Diptera, Drosophilidae. The coding region runs from base 1 to 5481 and encodes 1826 amino acids.